This is a messenger RNA of Parastagonospora nodorum SN15, 1662 nucleotides long. RefSeq lists its product as hypothetical. Gene Ontology annotation, cellular component: 90S preribosome; nucleolus; small-subunit processome. Gene Ontology annotation, molecular function: protein binding. The transcript has a single exon. Gene Ontology annotation, biological process: maturation of SSU-rRNA from tricistronic rRNA transcript (SSU-rRNA, 5.8S rRNA, LSU-rRNA). The record is from RefSeq and is a predicted model, not a curated record. Lineage: Eukaryota; Fungi; Ascomycota; Dothideomycetes; Pleosporales; Phaeosphaeriaceae. Bases 1 to 1662 code for a protein of 553 amino acids.
AUGGCCACCGAGCGAGGCUCCAAAGCCGUAGCCACGCAACCGCGGCGCAAAUCGGCUGCACCCGUUGACGACGAAGAUGCGCGCGCGCUUGCACAGUAUACGGAAAAGGCGACGCAACAAUACGGAAGAGGCGAGAAGAUCAAGUCGAAAUCUGUAAAGGACAGGAAACUGCGCUCGAAUUUGCGGACAUUGGAAGCAAAGAACAAGCAGGCGGCGAUAGAAGCAAAGAAUGUCGAAAUCCUGCUGGAGAACAACGCCGGCCUUAUUGAGCCUGAAAAUGAAUUGGAGCGGACCUACCAAGUCCGGCAAGACGACAUCAAGCAGGCAGUGGGUGUUGAGACGGCAAAGAAGGGCUUCGAGCUGCGGUUAGACGGACUAGGACCGUACGACGUGUGCGAAUACAGCAGAAACGGUCGCGAUUUGCUUAUCGCAUCGAGAAAAGGCCAUGUCGCGACCUUUGACUGGAGAGACGGCAAGCCUGGCUGCGAACUACAACUCAACGAAACCGUACGAGAUGCGCGAUGGCUGCAUGUUAGCAACCAGAAGAACUUUGCAGUGGCGCAGAAGAAAUGCGUCUACAUAUACUCUGGAGACGGCGUAGAGCUGCAUCAGCUGAAGAACCACUCUGAGGCCACACACCUCGAAUACCUCCCAUACCACUUCCUCCUCGCAUCAGUAUCGACCGCAGGCAUAUUACGGUAUACCGACGUCUCGACGGGUCAAUCGCUCGCACAGCUUUACACGAAACUGGGCCCCCCCACAGCUUUUGCACAGAAUCCGCACAACGCCAUCCUACACGUAGGACAUCAAAAAGGUCUCGUCACAUUAUGGUCGCCCAAUAGCGCCGCCCCACUCGUCAAACUGCUUCCCCACCACGGCCCGGUGAGGAGCAUGGCAGUCGACAAAUCCGGCACAUACAUGGUCAGCACAUCACAAGACCGACGCAUGAGUGUCUGGGAUAUUCGCAUGUUCCGAGAAAUCCACACACAUCACCUCCGCCUCCCCGGCCAAACCAUAUCCAUUUCUGACCGCAACCUCACCUCCGUCGGCUACGGCACCCAACUCAGCAUCUUCAAGUCCGACAUCUUCACCCGCGCCGCCGACGCCAGCUCAACGCAGCCCUACAUGAACUGGGGCGGCGACGGCCUCUCCAUCUCGCGCGUCCGCUACUGCCCUUUCGAAGACGUCCUCGGCGUCGCCCACGAGCGCGGCUUCUCCAGCAUCAUCGUGCCCGGCGCCGGCGAGCCCAACCCCGACUCCAUGGAGCAAGGCCUCAACCCGUACGAAACCUCCAAGCAGCGCCGCGAAACCGAAGUCCACGCGCUCCUCGAAAAGCUGCAGCCCGAAAUGAUCGCGCUCGACCCCAAUUUCGUGGGUAACCUCGAUCUCGCAUCUGAGGAGCAGCGGAAGCGCGAGAAGGACCUCGAUAGGAAGCCCGAGGAUAAGAUUGCCAAGUUGAAGCAGAGGGGUAGGGGACGGAACAGUGCGCUCAGACGCUUUUUGAGGAAGAGUGGGAGCAAGAAUGUUAUUGAUGAGGAGAAGGAGAGGGCAAGGGAGGUGGUGGAGCAGCGCAAGAAGAGGAACGAGGAGAAGAGGGAAAGGCUGAAGAAGGAGUAUGGGCCGGCGUUGGAGAGGUUUGCGCGCAAGGGGAAUCAGACAUAG